AUCAAACAACAGGGAAGUGACCUCUCUCUGAAGGGAACUGAUAAUGGAAGAAGAAGAGCAGACCCUGUUGGAAAAUGAGAUUCAUGCAUUUUAAAAGACUACUUGGAAAAGACACAUCCCCUACCCCUAAGGAAUGACUCUAUAAAGAAAGAGUCAAUGGCAGGCAGGUAGAUGAAUAUCAUCUGGGGACGAAGAGUCCUCACCAUAAUACCAUCUAGGUGGCCUAUUAUAUACAUAAAGCUAACCUUUGAGGUCCUCCCAAAAGAUGGAAAUCCUACGUUUGGAACAGUCCAAGAAGACCCUUAUCAGUUUGAACAUGGACCUUGAAAAGGAUCUACAGAGAAUAGACGAGGCAAACCAGUCUCUUCUAUUAAAAAUUCAAAAGGAAGAAGAUGAGAACAACAGGUUGGAAAGUGAGCUUGCCCGCUUAGCACACUUAGCAGAAGAACAGGAGAGGAAAGAGUUAGAAUAUACCUUAUCUGAAAAGGAGCAGUAUUUGAAAGAACUGGAACAGGAGACUUCAAAACUAGAAAAGAUCAAGGAGGCUUUAACCCAGGGUAUAGCAGCACUUCAGAAUCGGCUUUCAGGGAAAAUGCAUGCUCCCAAAGCAUUUGUGACUGAGGAAGAAAACCUAUUGGGAUCCCCAGAAGUGGCAAAGAUGAAAAUACAACAGGCUGAAGUCUCUUUGGCGGAGCAAGAAAAGGAACUGGACAAGGUACUGCAUGAAUACGAAUCUGUGCAACAGCUCUGUGAGGCCCAGGCCUAUUGCAUAAAGAAAUACCAAGAAGCCCUGAGGAAGAUGGAAGAAGAAGUAGAGAACAGGUUCCUUGAAAGAGAAGUGUCAAAAGUCCUAAGUAUAUCCUCUCAAACAGCAAGUCGAGGGUUAAUGCUGGUGGAUGACAUCCAAAAUGAUGCGGAGAAGAUCAUUACUGGAAGAAAGAGGAGCCUCUUCUGGUACAGGACUCUUGGACAUCUCUUCUUUACAAUUCUAUCGUUCACCAGGCUACAAGGCUACCUGCUUUUCCAUAUUAAUCAUAUAAAUCCAGAUCUCCUAUUGGACACCCUGCCUAAGACGCUGGGCCGGAGUACCUUGUAUAGGCUGAGGUGCUUCCUACUGCCAUUUUUCACACUGGAGGCAGAAGAUGUCUUGCCUCACUAAUCGCUGUGUGUGGUGUACUAGAGUGACUGAGGCUAUGAGUGACAAGUGGCCAGAUGGAGGGGAGAACACUUUGGAUGACAGUUGCUUUCCUGAGGUCUGCUGUCCUGGUGACCUUCCCAUCUGAAGUUUUCCUUCCAUGAGUUCUCUCCCCGAAUAAAGAAUUUUGUUUAAAUUCUGGA
Molecule: messenger RNA, 1338 nt
Organism: Phascolarctos cinereus (koala)
Lineage: Eukaryota; Metazoa; Chordata; Mammalia; Diprotodontia; Phascolarctidae
Source: RefSeq, a predicted model, not a curated record